Messenger RNA from Dovyalis caffra, 690 nucleotides. Lineage: Eukaryota; Viridiplantae; Streptophyta; Magnoliopsida; Malpighiales; Salicaceae. The record is from the annotation of a GenBank genome assembly.
AUGAAAGUAACAUGGAAGAAGGAGGGCAAGAAGCGGCCUUUAGCAGCCAUAUCAAAAUACCCAAACCUCCCUUUUGAUCAACAAGAAUCACACAACAACGACCACGAUGACAAUAACAGCGAUAGCAAGCAAGUGGGUGCUUCUCACAAGUCCUUGGAUUCAGAAAAAUCCGAUAGACAACUCGCCGACUCGUUUCAAGCCCAAGGAAACAAGCUAGCUGAGGAUGGAAAAUACCGUGAAGCACUUGGGAAGUGGGAGGCUGCUCUUAAUUUGAUGCCCGAAAAUGCAGUCUUACAUGAACAAAAGGCACAAGUUUUGCUUGAAAUUGGAGAUGCAUGGAAUGCAUUGAAGGCAGCAACUCGUAAGCCUCAUCGCAUCUUCCCGGAUAGUAGUGGAGCUUGUCUCACUUAUAAUGUCAACCAAUGGGCAGAUGUGGCUGAUUUUGUUAAAUUGCAGCCACAGAUAGUGGCACGGAUCACCCUUGGCAGAGCACAGUUGAACUUUGGGGAGCCUGACAGUGCAAUUGAGAGCUUCGAUAGAGCAUUAGCCAUAAAGCCUGAUUCCAAGGAGGCUCAAGAUGACAGGCACAGUGCAUUACAGCUUGUAAAAAAGCGAAAGCAGCUUCAUUCAUCAGGUUUGAGCAGUAAAGAGAACCGUUAUGUUGUGGGUGACAAGACUGAGAGCUCCUGA